AAAAUUUUAUGGAGUUCAGACAACAGUUGGAAUUGAUGUGAGAUCACGACAAGAUAGUGUUACAGUAUUCAUAUUGUUAGUUUAAUCUCAUGUAAUUUUGUGAAAUGGAAUAGUUACUAGACAAUGUGUCCGUGAAAAAACUAAUUGUUAGUGAUAUUAAUAUGAUGGAGAGAAAGUCAAGAUUAUCGGCAUUUUUCAAGCAAUGUGUCAUAACAACGGCGGCUCUCCUGAACAACGUCGUCCAUGGCAGCGGGCUGGCGUAUGCUGCGGUGCUGCUGCCGCAGCUGAGGCACUCCAGCAUCAGGCUCGGGGAGGAACAGGAGUCCUGGCUCGCGUCGAUAAUACCGCUGGCUAUGUGCGCGGGCAACGUGCUGACGGUGCCGGCGAUGCGGCGCGGGCGGAGGGCCACGCACUUGCUUGUUUCGCUGCUGAAUAUCGCCGGCUGGCUAACAAUCACGCUGGCUUGCAACUUCCAGGUGUUAAUGAUCGGCAGAUUCCUGCAAGGCAUGUCGAUCGGCUUAUUCAUCCCGGUCGUCUCGGUAUACCUCGGAGAGUACACGAGCCCCUCUCACCGGGGGGUCUUCUUAGCCACCAUAUCCUUCGGACAAGCCCUGGGGACCCUCUUCGGACAUUCAGUCGGCUCAUUCCUGGCUUGGCAGGACAUGGCUCUGCUCUGCAGUGGUCUGUCUUUGAUCAGCUUCGCUAUAACUGUCUUCACGCCGGAAUCUCCGAGCUGGUUGGCCUUGGAAGGACGGUUCGGAGAAUGCCGAAAGGCUUUUAGAUGGCUGAGGGGAGACAACGAAGAAGAAGAGCUGAAUAAAAUGAUACAAGAAAGGCAGCACUUUGACAGUUCCGACGAUUACAGUACAUCUAUCCUUGAGGCACUGCAAGCGAUGACUAAAAGGGAAAUUUACAUCCCUCUUGCUAUAGGAGUAGCUAUGUAUGUCAUAAUAGUUAACUGCGGCAGCUUAAUUUUAGCAAAUUACGUAAACGAGAUAGUGGAAGAGCUGAUGGGACCGAGCAACGUGGUGGCGUGGAUGUGCGUUUUCGACGGCGUGCGAUUAGCCAGCAAUUUGGCAUCUUUGUACAUCGUUGCGCGAGUUCAAAGACGAACAUUACUUUUCUCAACUGGUAUCGCUUGCGUUUUCGUUCACAUUGCCCUGUCAGCGUACAUCUACGCGCAAUUAUCAGGUAUUGUAGAUGGUAGUUGGAUUCCAGCUUUGAUUCUCAUCUGCCAAAUAGUGACAAUCGGUUUAGGCGUCCAGUCCAUCUGUUUUAUGAUACUUGGAGAGAUAUUUCCUCUUCAGUACAGAGGGUUGUGCAGCUCCGUGUGUGGGUUGAUGAUGGGGCUGAUGUUCGUGGAGCUGAAGACGUUUCCGGCUCUGAGGGGGGGUGUGGGGUUGGGAGGUGCGUGGCUGGUGUACGGGGCGGCGGUGGGGCUGGCUCUGAUGGUCACGUGGCCUCUGCUGCCGGAGACGAGAGGCCGGACGCUGCAGGACAUUGAGGGCCACUUCCGCAAGACGUUGAGAAAAGGCCCGGAGGCGGAAGCAAUGAAUACAGUUACGUCUACAAAAUAAGAAAAUUUAUACCCCCAUUCAUAAAACUUUACAAGCCUCAAUUAGUUAAUUUACGUUUUAAUCGUUUCGUUAAUAAUGUUGAAAAAAAUUAGGUAUACUUUUUAGAUACUUACUUAAUAAAAAUAUUUCAUAUAUACAUACCUAUAAGGUUCUAAUAACUUUUCGUUACCGUACCGAUUCGAAUCUUGGGGCACGGUAGUGCCCCCGCCAAGACGAGCAAAGCGAAGCUUUAGGGCACUACCUACCUUUUCUCGAAGCGCUUCGUCGUUUUUUUUGACCCUCAUAACUGGUGUUUGGUUUAAUGGCUCCUCUACACGAUGGACCAUCAUAGUGGCCCACUAAGCUGGGCCAGCGUGUAGAGAGGGUAGUGGUGUCGGAUGGCUUAUGGCGCGCGGGAUGGCGAUGGGAUGGCCGCGGUGUCGGUUUUUCGUCCGCACAUCAAAGGCAGCUAGUGGACCAGCGAUGGCUGUCCGCAUCUACACGUGGCCCAUCCCACAGUGCGUGCUCGAACGUGGUCGAGUGAGGACGUUUGUGCUGUGUAUUAUUUUGAUUAAAAAUGACGAGUAUGUGGCCGCAUCACGAAAGAAUAAAGUUUUUAGAGUUAUAUCGGGGAGAAAGCGUAACAUGGAACCCCAAACAUAAAGACCAAAACUAUAGAAAUAAAGUAGCAGGAUAUUUAAAAAAAAGUUUUUAUAACAAAUAGUGCACGAAUUAAUUAGAGUAUUAGGAAAAUUACUUAUACAUUACGCAGACAUCUGUAUAUACAGUACAUUCACAAUUUAAAUAAAUAAAUAUACCAAUAAUAAAAGAAAUAAAUAUUAGAUACCUACAUAUCUAAAUAUAUGUACAUACAUAAAUUAUAUAUAUGCACAAUAUAUAACUACACAGCGGCACAUUAAGGAAGAGACAAGUAAUGAUUUUUAGUAGGGUUUCAAAGCUUUGAAGAGUUUAUUGCACAAAUUUAAAUUGACUUAGUUGAC
Cydia pomonella (codling moth) is the source of this 2557-nucleotide messenger RNA. RefSeq names its product facilitated trehalose transporter Tret1-like. Gene Ontology annotation, cellular component: membrane. The record is from RefSeq and is a predicted model, not a curated record. The coding region runs from base 162 to 1577 and encodes 471 amino acids. The transcript is spliced from 4 exons. Gene Ontology annotation, molecular function: transmembrane transporter activity. NCBI's taxonomy places the organism in Eukaryota, Metazoa, Arthropoda, Insecta, Lepidoptera, Tortricidae. Gene Ontology annotation, biological process: transmembrane transport.